UAAUUCCCAAGUCUGCCACAUUUGCGCUGCCAUCGCGCGGCCACGUAAGAUUGACAAUAAUGACAACCAGAAAUUGUCUCGUAAAGAAAUUAUUGUUGAAUUUUGAUACAAACGCCACGAAUUGAAUAGGAAAUAGCCAAUGAAUCUAUUAAAUUAAACAAAAUGGCUCAACCGAAUCAGCAAAAUGGUAUGCCCCCCCAAAUGAAGCCCCCAAUCUACAAUGGAGUUCAUUCGUCGCAUUCGUCACGCGACUCGUCCCCCCAUGGCAAAAAUAUCCCCCUUUCACAGCUGCCUCCACGCUCCGCCAUCCCCCCAACACAACUCCCGCCAUCUAGAUCCCCUAAUAUAACUCAACAGUUGAGCCAACUCAACAUCAACAAAUUUAACACUUCAACACCUAAUCAAUCACCGAAUCCAAGUGGACUAGUCAGUAGCGCAUUUUCGCCAAUUGGAAGCACCCAAGCGCCGCCCAGGACCACGCAAGCCCCACCCACCGGCUACAACUUCACCCAAAAGCCGCCCUCAACACAAGGACAAAUGCCAGUAAUUACCAAUCAACAGCCUCAACAAAAACCACCAACAAUACAAAAUCAAGUCCAAGUCCCGCCCCCAAAUCAAGGCCAGGCCCCGCCCUCAACGCAGAACCAAAUGCCGCCUCCAGUAAAAAAUCAGAGCUUUGUUCCGCCGCCACACAACUUUAAUUCAAGUCCUAUUAAUCAAGGUCAGGCCCCGCCUCCGGCGCAGAGUCAGAUGCCGCCCCCUAUCAAAAAUCCGAAUUUUGUUCCGCCUCCUCACAAUUUUAACUCUAUUGCAAAUCAAGGUGUGGCGCCGCCUACAACGCAAGGUCACACUCAAAUACCGCCCCCAAUAAAAAGUCAGAGCUUUGUUCUGCCUCCAAGUUCUGUUAUAAAUCAAGGUGUGACACCGCCCCCAACGCAAGGUCAGGGCCAAGUACCGCCUCCAAUAAAAAAUCAGAGUUUUGUUCCGCCGCCACACAACUUUAAUUCAAGUUCUAUUAAUCAAGGUAUGGCACCGCCCCCAACGCAAGGUCAGAGCCAAAUGCCACCUUCAAUAAAAAGUCAGGCCUUUGUUCCGCCGCCACACAAUUUUAAUUCAACUCCUUUAACGCAAGGCCAAAGUCAAGUCUCGUCUUCACAGAAUUUUAGUUCAAUGCAGCCGCCCCCAAUCCAAGGCCAAAUACCACCUCCGAAUAGCCAAAUUCAUAAUAAUUUUAAUUCGAGUCCUAGUAAUCAAGGAUAUCGGCCGCCUCCAAAUCAAGUCCAAAUGCCACCGCCUUUAAGUCAAGGCUAUCAACCGCCACCAGUUGAAACUAAUUUGCCUUCAAACCAAUUUAACAAUUCGAGUCCACGGCUGCCGCCUCCGGGGGCACCUAAGGCCAAUCUGCACUCAAACAGAUACCCACAAGGGCCACCCCCUCAGCAGAGUUAUAACCCUCAAGCCCCGCCUAGUUUCAACCCCCAGACACAAAAUUACCCCGUCUCGGCACAGACGCAGCAACAGUUCUAUCAACAGAACAGCGUGACUCAAUCUGGUUUUAACAAAUUAUGGGGCCACGACCACUUUGAUCUCCUUCAAAAUCCGAACGUUCUACCUCCGGAGAAAGUGGCGCCACCUAAAGUCUACUUAGGGAAUGAGCUUCUCGAUUCGGCGAAUUGCAGUCCAGAAGUUUUCCGAUGUACGAUGACGAAAAUCCCCGAAAGCAACUCUCUGUUGCAGAAGUCGCGUCUACCCUUAGGAAUUUUGAUUCAUCCCUUUAAAGACUUGACUCAUUUGCCGGUAAUUCAAUGUAACGUUAUCGUGAGAUGUCGCGCCUGUCGCACCUACAUCAACCCCUUUGUUUAUUUCAUCGACACGAAGAGGUGGAAAUGUAAUUUGUGCUAUCGAGUGAACGAAUUGCCCGAAGAAUUUCAGUUCGACCCUGUUAGUAAAACAUACGGGGACCCGACAAGAAGACCGGAGAUCAAGUCUAGUACUAUCGAGUACAUAGCACCAGCGGAAUACAUGUUAAGGCCUCCACAACCGGCUGUCUAUUUGUUUUUGUUCGACAUUUCCCGGCUUGCCAUCGAGAGUGGCUACUUGCAAAGCGCAUGUGCUGUGCUUUUGGAAGAACUGAAAAGUUUGCCAGGCGAUGCCCGCACGCAAGUCGGCAUAUUAGCCUACGACUCGGCUUUACAUUUCUUUGGACUCGGCGAAGGGUUGAGCCAACCCCACGAAAUGACGGUGCUUGAAAUCGACGAUAUAUUUCUGCCUUGUCCCGACAACCUCCUAGUGAACUUGAAGGACCGAAUCGACUUACUUACCGAUCUGUUGACCCAACUACCAACGCGUUACAACAACAGUUACGACAACAAUUCGGCUCUGGGGGCUGCCUUACAAGCGGCGCAUAAAAUGAUGGGGGCUACCGGAGGCCGCGUUAGCGUUUUCCAAGCGUCGUUGCCCAACGUCGGGCCCGGGGCUUUGGUCCCGAGGGAGGAUCCCUCCCAGAGGGCUUCGACCGAAGUCCAGCACUUGAACCCAGCCAAUGACUUCUACAAACGCUUGGCUUUGGAGUGCAGUGGGCAGCAGAUCGCCGUUGAUUUGUUCGUUCUGAACUCGCAGUAUGUGGACAUGGCGACUAUAUCGGGGAUUAGCCGGUUUAGCGGCGGUUGCAUCCACCACUUCCCCCUGUUCAAGGCAUCAAGAGUGUUGCAGAACGAGCGGUUCGAACGGUGCUUCCGCCGGUAUUUAGUGCGGAAGAUCGGGUUUGAGGCUGUGAUGCGUAUUCGGUGCACUCGCGGGUUAUCAAUUCACACGUUCCAUGGCAACUUCUUCGUGCGUUCGACCGAUUUGCUAUCGCUGCCAAAUGUGAGUCCUGAUGCUGCGUUCGGUAUGCAAGUCUCGAUUGACGAGACCCUGUCGGAUGUGCAGUCAGUCUGCUUCCAAGCGGCUCUUCUGUACACUUCGAGCAAGGGAGAACGGAGGAUAAGGGUGCACACUUUGUGCCUUCCGGUGUGCGCCACCCUAUCCGACGUGAUCAAUGCGGCCGAUCAGCAGUGUAUUGUGGGCUUGCUGGCCAAGAUGGCAGUUGAUAGGUCCAUGCAGUCUAGUCUUUCGGACGCACGGGAAGCGUUCAUAAACGUGGCCAUAGAUAUACUUUCGAGCUACAAGAUGUCGCUGAAUAUGGCCGAAGGCCCCACCUCGUUACUCGCGCCCCCUUGUUUGCGGUUAUUGCCUUUGUACAUAUCGGCCUUACUGAAAUCGACGGCUUUCCGGACCGGGACUUGCACCCGACUGGACGAUCGCGUCAAAGCAAUGAUCGAUAUGAAGACCAAACCGUUAGGACAUUUGAUACAAAUGAUAUAUCCCGACUUGUAUCCCGUACAUAACUUGGAGGAACAGCCCAUAGUCCUGAACAGUGAAGAGGAACCAAUCCCGCAACCACCCCACUUGCAAUUAACCGCGAGGUGUCUGGACUCCAAAGGCGCGUUCCUUAUGGAUACCGGGGAGCAUAUGAUCCUCUUAGUCGCACCGGGAGUGUCCCCGAUGUUCCUGAGUGAGGCGCUAGGUGUCCGGGAUUACAUGUCUAUCACUGACGAGAUGUACGAAUUGCCCGUUCUGGAUAAUCUUCACAACCAAAGACUGCAUCAAUUUAUAAAUUUUUUGAACGACGAGAAACCCGCUGCAGCUACGUUGCAUGUCAUUAGAGAUAAUAGUCCGAAUAGAAUAGAAUUCUACGAAAGGUUAAUCGAAGAUAGGGUAGAGAAUGCACUCAGUUAUCACGAGUUUAUGCAACAUCUCAAAACUCAAGUUAAAUGAAAAGAGGGGACGGGUCAUGUUGAUGCAAAAUUAUUGCUCAAAAACGGGGGGAGGAGUUUAACGCGUCUAAGGUUUUACUUUUAAGGUUGACUUUAUUUUGAUAUUUAUAUAUUGUGAUAUGUAUCUUUAUAUUCACAUAAAAUGUAUAGCAAUAUUUUUGCAUUAAUCUCAUGCUUUGUUUAUUGUACGCCGUCAGAACUCAUCGUUCAUUAUGUUUUGAUGUCUAUCGAUCAUUCUCUGUUAUAGGUUCAGCCGCGUUAUUUUGUCCUACAGGUUAUGAAAUUGUCUGUUGGUACCAAUAUAAGUUGUAAAAAUAAAGAAAUGUAUAUAAUGUA
This is a messenger RNA of Tribolium castaneum (red flour beetle), 4151 nucleotides long. RefSeq names its product Secretory 24AB (gene Sec24AB). Lineage: Eukaryota; Metazoa; Arthropoda; Insecta; Coleoptera; Tenebrionidae. The coding region runs from base 163 to 3816 and encodes 1217 amino acids. The record is from RefSeq and is a predicted model, not a curated record. Gene Ontology annotation, biological process: endoplasmic reticulum to Golgi vesicle-mediated transport; intracellular protein transport; COPII-coated vesicle cargo loading. Gene Ontology annotation, molecular function: zinc ion binding; SNARE binding. Gene Ontology annotation, cellular component: COPII vesicle coat; endoplasmic reticulum exit site. The transcript is spliced from 2 exons.